Messenger RNA from Balaenoptera acutorostrata (minke whale), 3987 nucleotides. It is a transcript of the gene PWWP2A, whose product is annotated as PWWP domain containing 2A. The record is from RefSeq and is a predicted model, not a curated record. Gene Ontology annotation, cellular component: nucleus. The transcript is spliced from 4 exons. NCBI's taxonomy places the organism in Eukaryota, Metazoa, Chordata, Mammalia, Artiodactyla, Balaenopteridae. Gene Ontology annotation, molecular function: chromatin binding; histone binding. The coding region runs from base 80 to 1780 and encodes 566 amino acids.
GGAAGGCCCAGGGAACCAAGCAGCGCUGCCGCCGCCGCCGCUGUAGCCUGAGUUGGAGGAGGGAGAAGCCAGGAAGAAAAUGGCGGCCGUGGCUGCAGAGGCGGCAGCGACUGCAGCGUCCCCCGGGGAGGGGGGCGCCGGCGAGGCCGAGCCGGAGAUGGAGCCCAUUCCCGGCAGCGAGGCCGGCACUGACCCCCUCCCGGUCACGGCCACUGAAGCAUCUGUGCCGGACGGCGAAGCCGACGGGCAGCAGUCCUCUUCUCAGGCCGACGAGCCGCCGUUCCCGCCGCCGCCGCCGCCGCCGCCGCCGCCGCCGCCGCCGGGGGAGCUAGCCCGCAGCCCGGAGGCGGCGGGGCCGGAGCUGCAGCCUGAGGAGAAGCUGCCCGCCCGGGUGGUGGAGCCGGCGGCAGCCGCGCCACAGGAAGGGCCUGGCCUUUCACCUUCCCCUGCAUCGCCGCCCGAGGAGCCCGCGGCUCCCGAGGAGCGCCAGGAACCGCCGCUGCCCCAGCCCUCAGCCCCGGCGCUCGUGCCGCCGGCGGGCGGGGACUCCGCGGUGUCGCAACUGAUCCCCGGCUCGGAGGUGCGGGUCACGCUGGACCACAUCAUUGAGGACGCGCUCGUCGUGUCGUUCCGCCUCGGGGAGAAGCUUUUCUCCGGGGUCCUCAUGGAUCUGUCCAAAAGGUUUGGGCCCCAUGGGAUCCCUGUGACAGUAUUUCCCAAAAGGGAAUAUAAGGAUAAACCUGAAGCCAUGCAGCUCCAAAAUAAUACAUUCCAAGAAGGGACAGAUGUCAAGCGUGAAGUGAAUGGUGCUGUUCCCGAAGACCCUUCUCCUGUCCCGCCUCCUGAGCUGAGCUUGGCCGAAAGCCUGUGGACUUCCAAACCACCACCUCUCUUCCAUGAAGGAGCACCUUAUCCUCCCCCUUUGUUUAUCAGGGACACAUAUAACCAAUCAAUACCUCAGCCACCUCCUCGGAAAAUUAAGCGACCCAAACGAAAAAUGUACAGGGAAGAACCUACUUCAAUAAUGAAUGCUAUUAAACUACGACCCAGGCAAGUCUUGUGUGACAAGUGUAAAAACAGUGUCGUUGCUGAAAAAAAAGAAAUUAGAAAAGGUAGUAGUGCAAGUGACUCUUCUAAAUAUGAAGAUAAAAAACGGAGAAAUGAAAGUGUAACUACUGUGAACAAAAAACUGAAAACUGACCAUAAGGUGGAUGGGAAAAACCAAAAUGAAAGCCAGAAAAGAAAUGCUGUGGUUAAGGUUUCAAAUAUUGCUCACAGCAGAGGCAGAGUAGUCAAAGUUUCUGCUCAGGCAAAUACAUCAAAAGCUCAGUUAAGUACUAAAAAAGUGCUCCAGAAUAAGAACAUGGAUCAUGCAAAAGCUCGGGAAGUGCUGAAAAUUGCCAAAGAAAAGGCACAGAAGAAGCAAAGUGAAACCUCUACGUCCAAAAAUGCACAUUCAAAAGUCCAUUUCACACGUCGAUACCAGAAUCCUAGCUCAGGUUCCCUUCCACCCCGGGUUCGUUUAAAACCACAGAGGUACAGGAAUGAAGAAAAUGACUCUUCUCUGAAGACAGGACUGGAGAAAGUGCGGAGCGGCAAGAUGGCACCGAAGCCCCAGUCCCGCUGCACCUCUACCCGCUCAGCAGGUCUCAACAAAUGGCAGCUAUUACAUCAGACAGUGACGAGUCCUGCUGCUCCCUUACAGUGUCUGACAGACCACUGUGGAUUCAGACUGGGAGCAUUGAAGUUAACAGUGAAACGGGCAGCACAAAGACAUUAGCAGGCUGCUGGUUUCAUGGACCUGUACCACAAUGACAGAGAACACCAGAGCAUCAGGACUGAAUGAAAUUGGAGACUCAGAUUUUUAAAGCUGCACUAAGAAGUAAAUAUGCAGGCAGUGGUUAAAACCAACAGUCUAUAAAGGGGCACUUGCAAAUUGUGCUAUAUUAAACCGAAGAAAAGGUAUUAGGGGAAUAUUUUAUUAAAAAACUAUUGCAAUAAAUUAUGCAUGAGAUGAGAAAAGUGAUGUGAAAUACGCAAAGAACUCUCUUGAAUUUUAUGUGUGAAGAAUCACUGACAGUACCUUCUUUUGAACAUGAAGUUCUUCUCAGUACAGUUUGGACACGCCUGAAAGGCAUGAGAUGAUGACAGAAAUGCUGAAUUAUUUUUCAUAUUAAAACUUUGUGCUUUCUCCAAGGUUUAUGUUAAUCAGCUCAGAUAUGAACAAAGGUAUUUCUAAAAUGGCUCUUCUAAUGAAACAAACAGCAAUAGUCACAAAUGCCGAGGCCAGUGUUUCCUUCAGGAUGCCAGUGGAAACAACAGAAAAGAUUAUCUAAUAAACAAACACAUCCUACUAAAAGGAUGGCAAAGUGUCCCCAACCCACUAAGAAAAUUUGGAUCUUUAGUAAAGCAGGGCUAUAUUAUCUUAAAUAUACAUUUGCUUGUUAGAACAUAUUAAGAUGUAUUUAUUUGCCACCAGUAUUUAAUAUUUUGUGCACAUUUUCAUAACUACAUUCUUAUCUUUCAAAUUCUGACUCAAAGUGGAUUAGGCUAGUGUUGAUCUUGGAGUGAAAAUGUACUACUCUAAGAGCCAGUUCUUAAUUCUGCUGAGCUGGAAAGGCUUUUACUAUUCUCCCUAUCCUUACAGAUUUCUGAACUAGUUCAGAAAAGGUGAUAAUACCUGAAUUUUGAUGUUGACCUCUCUCCACAGAGAGCCUCUCUUUCUAAGUGCAAGAGAUCCUCACAGGUGUCAGAUGGGACUUGACCCUGGGGAACAAGCAGCAGGAACAGACGCAUAAAGAUGGUGAACUUUUCAUGCAUAAAGUAUGAAUUCUUAUUAAUGGAGACUGUAAUGUUUUUCUCGUCUAUGAAAAAUACAUAUUAUGAAAAACCUUAAUUUUUAAUGAAUGGAGAAAACAUUAAUGAGAAAACCAGAUGGACCUGUUUGUUAGUACUACAUUUUUAAGGCAUUUUAUAUUUGAUGGUGCCGUACUUUUAAUAAUAAACCUGAAGUUUUUUAGUGGCAAUACUGAUUUAUUUUUUAAGCCAGGAAGAUAAUCCAUAUUGAUUACUUAAUACAAAAAAAGGAAAAAAAUAGAAAAUUCAUUUGAAGCAACAUAACUUGAGCAUUUGGCUUAAUUAAGCUUUGCAUAAUCUUACAGUAUAGGUUUGGAAUUACUUAUUAACCCCACACUCAAGAUUAACAAAAAGUUCUGGGUGAGUUUUAGAAUAUUUACUAUACCUGACUAGGAUUUGUUUUACAACUCAAAAGGUAGGCAGUCUUGCUUCUAGCGAGUUAAUGCAAAUCCUAAUUACACUGUAAGUAACUAAAAGUCUAGAUUGCAUUCUAAAAUUGUCUUUAUGGAAAAUUGAUCGUGAAGUCAUUAUACAUUUGAUCAAGUCUGAAAAAGUCAGCUCAGGAACUGUAGCAGCAGGGAGUUCUAAAGAUGAUGCACGCUUCAGUGGCACCCUGCUCUCUGGCCCCAGAGCUUAGGCUCGGGUCCCUCUUGUUCUUUCAGAUAUGUAACCCAGCAGUACCUUUCAGGCUCACUUCAAGAACCAGGUAACUCCCAGGUCAUAGCAGAUUUUGUGUAAUCAAAAAUUCUAAUUGCAGAGUGAUGGAAAUGACCAAGAAGUAAUAUAAAGGCAAAAGAACUGGGAGAGAUCAGGUUUUAAGUAAGUAUCUAAAUAUUUUUUAAGACAAUUCUCAGUGGUGUUAUAAACCAGAUUUUCACUUUUUUAAAAAUGAAACUUGGUGGUAUUUAAAAUCUAGACAUACCAUGUUGCUAUUUCACUUUCACUGCUUUAGUUGCUUAAUAUUUAAGCUUUGCUUCAUGCUUCCUUUGUCUGUAUUUCAAAUCUUCACAAGCCUAUUUCAUUUUGUGGACUUGAAUGACAAAAAUUGUUUCUCAUCUAAACUAUGCUGAGACCUAAAUGUUAAAGAAUGUUGUGUAACAUUUAUCCAAUAAAGUCUUGAAUAGUUUUUAA